CUCCUGGCCCUGCUCCCUGCCUGGUCCCUCCCUGGCAGGUUUUACUGGGACCUCAUCAUGCUGCUCCUCAUGGUGGGGAAUUUGAUCAUCCUGCCUGUGGGCAUCACCUUCUUCAAGGAUGAGAACACCCCUCCCUGGAUCGUUUUCAACGUGCUUUCAGACACUUUCUUCCUGGCUGACCUGGUGCUGAACUUCCGGACCGGCAUCGUGGUGGAGGACAACACGGAAAUCAUCCUUGACCCUCACACCAUCAAAAUGAAGUACCUGAAGAGCUGGUUCCUGGUCGACUUCAUCUCCUCCAUCCCCGUUGACUAUAUCUUCCUCAUUGUUGACCUGGAGACCCAGGUGGACUCAGAUGUCUACAAGACAGCCCGAGCCUUGCGCAUUGUCCGCUUCACCAAGAUCCUCAGCCUGCUGCGCUUGCUGCGCCUCUCACGCCUCAUCCGUUACAUCCACCAGUGGGAGGAGAUCUUCCAUAUGACAUACGACCUGGCCAGCGCGGUGGUGAGGAUCUUCAACCUCAUCGGCAUGAUGCUGCUGCUGUGCCACUGGGACGGCUGCCUCCAGUUUCUGGUGCCCAUGCUGCAAGACUUCCCCGAGGACUGCUGGGUCUCCAUCAACCGCAUGGUGGUGAGUCCCAGGGGCCCUGGAGCUGUUGUCCCCAGCAGGGACAUCAGAAGGGACUUUUGGCCCUGCCUGCCUGUGGGUAGGACCAAGGGGCUUGGGCAGGCACAAUGAUUGCCCUUGGGUGUCGGAAUUACCUACGUCUGGCUCACGAUGCUGAGCAUGAUCGGGGGGGCCACCUGCUACGCCAUGUUCAUCGGCCACGCCACCGCCCUCAUCCAGUCGCUGGACUCAUCGCGGCGCCAGUAUCAGGAGAAGGUCAGCGGCUCCGAGCAGGCUGUGCUGCCCCACGGGCUCCUGCCCCAUCUAUGCUGUGGGAUCUGGGUAUUCCACAAGCUGCCUGGGGACACGCGCCAGCGGAUCCACGAGUACUACGAGCACCGCUACCAGGGCAAGAUGUUUGACGAGGAGAACAUCCUGGGGGAGCUCAGCGAGCCACUCAAGGAGGAGAUCAUCAACUUCAACUGCCGCAACCUGGUGGCCAACAUGCCCCUGUUCGCCAACGCAGACCCCAACUUUGUGACAGCCAUGCUGACCAAGCUGCGCUUUGAGGUCUUCCAACCCGGGGACUUCAUCAUCCGCGAGGGCACUGUGGGCAAAAAGAUGUACUUCAUCCAGCACGGGGUGGUCAGCAUCCUUACCAAGGGCAACAAGGAGACAAAGCUGUCCGAUGGCUCCUACUUUGGGGGUGAGGCUGGGCUGGUGGCCCGGAAAGCGGAGGGGAGAGAGAGCUGCUGGUGGCAGAAGCCGGGGGAUCCCUGGCGGGAGCCCGGGAACACAGCGUGGCCCUUCUUGCCCAGCGCUGGAGGCUUGGGACCUCCUUCCCACCGGGGGCCCUCCGGGCUGGUGCAGCAGGCUGAAUCGGAGGGGUCAGGCUCAGCGCCCUGA
This is a messenger RNA of Struthio camelus australis, 1512 nucleotides long. The record is from RefSeq and is a predicted model, not a curated record. NCBI's taxonomy places the organism in Eukaryota, Metazoa, Chordata, Aves, Struthioniformes, Struthionidae.